Cuscuta epithymum is the source of this 469-nucleotide messenger RNA. The record is from the annotation of a GenBank genome assembly. Lineage: Eukaryota; Viridiplantae; Streptophyta; Magnoliopsida; Solanales; Convolvulaceae.
CUUCGUUUCAGCUUCUCCGCGAGAGAAGAAACACCAACGAUGAGCGAGCUCCAGUCCUGCGAGCCACAAAUGUCGCAGGCUGGUGGCUUCGACGGAGGAGCGAUGGCAGGCGACCGGUGGUGGCGAGCGGCGAGAUAUUUCCGGACGGCGAGCUUCGUUCCCAGCGGCGGCGAUUCCGGAUAGAGGGAAACCAACCUCCGGCGAUGGUGGAGGUUCCAGGCGGCGAUGGCGGAGGUUCCACUUCCGGCGAGCUCGAUUUCAGCGAACAGAGACCUCAGCGAGCUCGUGGGAACGACCAGGCAGCUCCAAGACCUUCGGCGAGCUCCAAUCGACGGCGGCGGCGGGCGGCGGCGGCGGACGGCGGCAGACGGCGAACUCCGGCUCUGAUACCACUGUAAGGUAUGGAUUCCGUCUCCGGCUCAGGUCUUUCUACACACUACUCACAUACACCACACUAGGAGGAAGCUAC